AUGGGUAAGAAAAAGGUGCUCGUCGGGUACGGAGUAGACAUUGAUGCUGUAGCCGGUUGGCUUGGCUCCUACGGGGGCGAGGAUAGCACUAGCGACAUCAGCAGAGGACUCUGGGCUGGUACGAUUGGAACCCGUCGUCUGCUCAAACUAUUCGACAAGUAUAAAAUCAAGGCGUCAUGGUUCAUACCAGGUCAUUCGCUUGAGACAUUCCCGGAAGAAUGCGCCAUGGUGAGAGACGCCGGCCACGAGAUCGGUCUCCACGGAUACUCUCAUGAGAAUCCGGUCGACAUGACACUUGAGCAACAGCGAGAUGUUCUCGACAAGACGUAUAGACUUCUUACCGAGUUCUGCGGUAAGCCGCCGAGAGGUAGCGUUGCGCCUUGGUGGGAGACGAGCAAAGAAGGGACAGAGCUGAUGUUGUCUUAUGGUAUUGAGUACGAUCAUUCUAUGUCCCAUGAGGACUGUCAGAUGUAUUGGUUGCGCACUGGAGACUCAUGGACCAAGUAUGUCAUAACCAUUCCCUUAAUUUACACCGAAGAGUGGAUGAAGCCCCUCAUUAAGGGGCAACCCACAGGCAUGGUGGAAAUCCCAGGCUCAUGGUAUAUCGACGAUCUUCCUCCUAUGAUGUUCAUGAAAAACUCGGCCAAUUCGCACGGCUGGGUUAAUCCGAGGGAUAUUGAAGACAUAUGGCGUGACCAUUUUGAUUAUUUUUAUCGCGAGUACGACGAGUUCAUCUUCCCGAUGACGAUUCACCCCGACGUAUCGGGCCGGCCGCACGUCCUCUUGAUGCACGAAAGGUUGAUCGAGCACAUCAACAAGCACGAGGGGGUAGAAUGGAUGACGUUUGCCGAAAUGUGCGACUACUUCAAGAGUAAGAAUAAACCACCCGAGGGAGCUAUGAUGCCCGCUCCUCCGGGGGAGAUCCUUAAGAAUUCGGAUGAGUAA
Daldinia vernicosa is the source of this 945-nucleotide messenger RNA. RefSeq names its product family 4 carbohydrate esterase. The coding region runs from base 1 to 945 and encodes 314 amino acids. Lineage: Eukaryota; Fungi; Ascomycota; Sordariomycetes; Xylariales; Hypoxylaceae. Gene Ontology annotation, biological process: carbohydrate metabolic process. The record is from RefSeq and is a predicted model, not a curated record. The transcript has 7 exons. Gene Ontology annotation, molecular function: hydrolase activity, acting on carbon-nitrogen (but not peptide) bonds.